Molecule: messenger RNA, 933 nt
Organism: Xyrauchen texanus (razorback sucker)
Lineage: Eukaryota; Metazoa; Chordata; Actinopteri; Cypriniformes; Catostomidae
Exons: 10
Coding region: 22-780 (252 amino acids)
Source: RefSeq, a predicted model, not a curated record
UGUCCAGCAUGUUCUCCAGACAUGUUGGCUGUCUGCUCUGAUGGAAACCGAAAACAUUACCGCUUCAGCAAGUCAAAAGGGACUGAGGAGCCACCAAUAUAUGAGGGCUUGUUCCUGGCCAAGGACGUGGAAGUUGCUACCUUUGUUGACCUUAUCAGAGGCAACAUGAGAAGUGCAAAUGACAGUGCUGUCUGCGGUACUGCCAAGUUCACUGCUGGCAGAGAGAUGUCCAAAAAGUCUGGUGCUCAGAUAGAUGAGGAGGGCAUUCAAGUUGCAGUUUGCAGACAUGGGUUUCUCUUACGAGGACUGAACCAUUACCGUGGAGAAAUAUUUGCUUACCCAAUGUUUCUUCAAAGAGAGAUGUCAAAGAAGGCAAAUGUUACAUUCUUCUGUAUGGAUGUUACAUGCAGGUACUGGCCCUACCUUAACAAAGUAGCAGAGGGUUUACCUGAACUUCUGCCAUUGACAGAAAUGAGGCCAUUCCUGAGCGUCAUGCAUGCCAAAGCCCAUACAGCAAAAUGCGAGGUGAGAUGGGGUGGCAGAAGCCUGGAUGGAGCAGGAAACACAGUGGGAGAAGAAGUGGAGCAGGUGAACAGCUUUCUCUCGAGGGCAGCACUUGUCACAAAAUACAUGACAAAGGCUGGUUGGUGGAAGAGUGAACAUGCUAACGCGACAGGCCAUGGGUUGGAACAGAAGAAAGAGGGACAACCUUCAUCAAGUGUUAGCCCACAGAUAUGUCAAAAUCACAGAGAGGGCAAAGGUGGAAGCUGCCAGCCUUAGCAACAUCAAGGAGGAGCACAACCUUGAUCAGGAGACAAUACAGCAGUGGGUAUGGGAUGUCAGACAAUGGGCUGUCACAGAGAGAGUCUACACUCCAGGUUGUAUUGAAGAGCUAAGGGCUGACAUUGAGAACAUCACUGUAACCCUUUUGCG